AUGACGCUUCACGGAUUCCCAGGGGAAACAAACUCCAUAGAAAGUUUUGAAGAGCUGGGCCGACAGUUCUUGACCCAAUUGAUGGCGAGCAGAAAGUGCAGAAGACCCUCCGUGUAUUUAUUGACUGUCAAGCAGCUGGAGGAUGAAAGUUUGAAAGCAUAUUUGACACGCUUCAAUAAAGAAAAAAUGACGACCGACCAAGACGAGAAAAUCAUGCUAGCAGCACUAUUGGAAGGUGUUUGGCCGAGAAGCCCUUUCAUGGCCGAGCUGGCUCGAAAAACCCCUUCCACCUUACAAGAGUUCAUGGACAAGGUUGAUGAUUUUAUUAAUGCUGAAGACACCUUGAUCGCUUUAACCACCCAACCAGAAAGGAGGAGUGAGCGGGAAACGAAAGGAGGACAGAGGAAAGACCGAGAUGGAGAACAAAAGGCAAAGAGCGACCAACAAGAGUCAAGGCAAGAUGGUAAUGUAAGAAGGCAUAAUGACGGUUAUGUACACUAUUUGGAAAAAACAAAGGAAGAAGAACCAACUGAGAACAAAUGGCAAAUCGAGAAGUACUGCACUUAUCGUAAGACAAGGGGACACAGAACCGAGGACUGUUACAACCUGAAAUGA
Molecule: messenger RNA, 615 nt
Organism: Juglans regia (Persian walnut)
Lineage: Eukaryota; Viridiplantae; Streptophyta; Magnoliopsida; Fagales; Juglandaceae
Exons: 1
Coding region: 1-615 (204 amino acids)
Source: RefSeq, a predicted model, not a curated record